AUGUUUGGAACUUUCCUUGAUAUCACGGGCACAUUUGAUAAUGUGAAGUGGUCCCCGCUGAUAUCACAAAUGAACAAACUGGGCGCGUCUCUUGGGACAACCAGAAUGGUGAACUCGUACAUGCACAACAGAUGGGCCGACCUAAGCUUCGAAGGGAUUCACUACCGUCGAAGGCUCGACCGAGGGUGCCCCCAGGGGUCACAAUUAGGUCCAACCUUAUGGAAGGUGGCUAUGACCCCGAUAUUUGGAAAAAUCCCAAAAACGGUUACAACCAAAGUAGUAGCAUACGCAGACGAUAUCCUGCUCAUGAUCGGAGCCGCUAGACCGCGAACCGCAUUCAAUCGCAUUGUGAUGAAUCUAGAUAUCCUCACAGAUUGGGCCCGCAUGUUUGGCCUGGAAUUCUCGGCCAGCAAGAGCCAACUCUUAUCUCUUAAAGGUGGUCUUAAAGCCGGCUACAGCGUCAACUUUUACUCGAGAGAUGACGCUCCCAUGAUUGAGUCCACGGCCACUGCCAAAUACUUAGGAGUGUGUCUCGACUCCAGAAGGAGUUACUGGGAACACAAAACUAUCAGCGCCAAGUCAAAGGACAUGUACGGCCGCAUGAGAAGGCUCCGCUCCGCGAAUUGGGGCAUGGGUUAA
Molecule: messenger RNA, 639 nt
Organism: Macrosiphum euphorbiae (potato aphid)
Lineage: Eukaryota; Metazoa; Arthropoda; Insecta; Hemiptera; Aphididae
Source: the annotation of a GenBank genome assembly